UCGUCGUCGUCAAGUUUCUUACAGGGCUAUCAAGGACCGGAAACAGUUUUCUUACAUCUGUGACGCAGAACACGUUGAACGACGUGUUAUGUCUCGUAGGAGUUGUCGCCUGGUGUCCACCGGUUACUACAACUCUGAUGACGAAUCCGACUCGAGUAGUGUGACAAACAUUUCGUACAGAGAGAACCCAGUCAAGGUUUUCAAGAAGAAGGCCGGCACCCGCAAGGCCGCCUCCCGCACCUCCAGCAGAGCCAACAGCAAUGCUAGCUCAACAAGCUUUGAGUCACCUGUUGCCACAGGUGCCGCUGCAAAGCAUAAAACAGACACGGCGGAACAGCCAAUCAGAGUCGACCUUUUACUGCCACACUUCCAGUUAAAAGCCAGGAGACCUUCUUUGAGCACCCAGACAGACCUGUCAAUGAGGACUGUGUCCUACACCACCCCCAGGGCCACCCCUCGGCCCUCCCUAACCCCAGCAGCAUCGCCCACACAUCAGAACCCCACCCACUCCCCGACGCCGCCCCCAGAUAGGUUUCGCAGCUCCAGCCAAGCAGUACUGUACCUGCGACCCGACCAGAAUAAGAGCUGCAUAGACAGCUCGGGCUACUCCUCCUCUGAGGGCGCCAAUCUUAGACCGCCGGCUACCACCGCUAGGACCUGCACCACCAGCUCCACCAGCUCCACCACUACCAGCAGCAACAAAGUCAGAAGUAACAUUGGGUCUGCCGGCGUUGGAUACAGAGUUCGACUCAACAACGCCGCCUAUAGUUUUAAGGAGUCCCUAUCAGCGAUGACCACAAAAAUAAUACAUCUGACAUCUUUAGCCACUAAAUGCUUACUCAGCAACCAAUCAAAGAAGAUUUGCAUUUCUGUUUUCCUUCUUGGUGCCAUUCUUGCCUGUGUUUGGUUCCUUCCUCCAUUGUUGCCCCCUCUCACCUCCAUCAUGCUCCUCAUAAAGAACCCGUCAGAGGCUACCAAGCUCAUGCAUCAAAAUGUUCAACCCCCCAUUCUGUCUCCUCAACCAAACACCAUACAGCCCACAUCUGCAACGGAUUCUGCCUUUCCCUCUGUGCCUUUUGAUGUGGAAGCAAAGAUGCAGCAUCUUUUGGAGGAUCUGCAGCUGAAACAGGAGCUCCUCUACAAGAUCAAGGAGCAAUUUGAGAUGGACUUACAGAGUAUGAGGGAUGAUCUUAAGGCAGUAGAGGCGAGCAGUGGGUUGCACCUUGACCAAGAGGUCACUAUACUGGGAAAGCGGAUACAUGACCAGAAGCAGGAUUUCCACGGGGUCUUCUCCACUCUCACCGCCAGAAUCCAAGCUGUAGAAGCCCACAAUGCUGAGUUGUCUAAGGAGGUGUCGUCCAUCCAGUUGCUGCCUCCUCCGGUGCCUUGCCCUGACAUCAGUGCCACCUCCAGCCAAAAACAUCUCACAUCAGAGCUCCAGCAGGCCAUGGAGAAGUGGCUCACUGACCGCAUCCAGGCUCAGGAUGCAAUGAGACUACAGGACAAGAGAACCCACUCAGACCUGCAGCCCGUUGCUAACAAGAUGGCUGACUUUGCCUUGGAAACUCAAGGUGCCAGCGUGGUCAGCACCCGCUGUUCUAACACAUAUCAGACCCGCACUGCAUGCGUCACCUUUUUUGGAAUCCCAUUGUUGUAUCCCACCGAAAGCCCCCGCACUGUCAUUCAGGGCCACCCGGUGAUGCUUCCAGGCAAAUGUUGGGCUUUCCAUGGCGUCCAAGGGACGCUCGUCAUCGCCCUGUCUCACCCCAUAAAGAUAACGCAUGUGACGCUGGACCACGUGCCACGCUAUAACACCCCCAAUGGUCGCAUUGACUCUGCCCCCAAGGACUUUGCCGUCUAUGGGAUGAAGAACGAAGUGGAAGAAGGAACGCUGCUGGGAGCGUUCACAUACAACAAGGAUGGCGAGCCCACGCAAACUUUUGAGAUUCCUAACCCCAGCGAUGUAGUCUAUCAAGUUGUGGAGCUGCGCGUCCUCAGCAACUGGGGUCAUGUAGAAUAUACAUGCCUCUACCGCUUCCGCGUGCACGGCAUCAUGGCGGCCGCCACAUGAUUGCAGGUGGUGAGUUCCACCACUAGAGGCCGCUAAAUUUUUUGCACUGGUUCUUGAAAGAGAAUUCUUUCAAGAGUCGUCACUAUACAGCAAAAUGCUUUGUUGAUAAAAAAAAACACACAGUGUGGAGGUACAUACUUUUUAUUGGACAGGCGCAAUACAUAUCUCAUCAUUUAAUAUAUUUACUAUAGUUUUACUUUGCCUGCUGAAAGAAUGUACACAAUUAAAAUCAGGCUAAAUUCAGACAUAUCCACCUUAACUAUUCAUUUUCUUCUUGUUACUUAAAAUACUUGAACACCUUUUCUUUCUAGCAACGUGUUGAUCCAUGAUGCUCGUCUUUAAAAAAAAAAAAAAAAAAAAAAAGAAAAAAAAACUUGAAUUGUAUAUAAAUCAGAAGCCAGGAAAGAAAAUGUAUUUGUUUGACAAAGAAUAUACUUGUGUCUGUGUUACAGGACUUUAAUGCAGAAAUUUAAAUGUGUGGUGAACGAUACAAAUGUCUAUGACUGCCGCACCGAAAAGAAAAACUUGGAAAAUGUCAGAAAUAAAACUUUUGCUACAUCACUAAAUUGAGAGAGUAAAAUAUGUUUUCAUCGUAAUUAAAGUUUAUAUAUAUAUACAUAUAUACAUAUAUAUAUAUAUAUA
Molecule: messenger RNA, 2713 nt
Organism: Entelurus aequoreus (snake pipefish)
Lineage: Eukaryota; Metazoa; Chordata; Actinopteri; Syngnathiformes; Syngnathidae
Product: SUN domain-containing protein 1-like
Exons: 17
Coding region: 89-2071 (660 amino acids)
Biological process (GO): nuclear envelope organization
Cellular component (GO): meiotic nuclear membrane microtubule tethering complex; nuclear envelope
Molecular function (GO): protein-membrane adaptor activity
Source: RefSeq, a predicted model, not a curated record